GGCCAUACCCCGCCAGAGCCCAACUUGUGGAGGGCUUGACAGAGAACGGCCCGUGCAUGGCGGGUGCGCCGUGUCUACUCUGUAUCAUUAGCUUUUCAUACUGGUGGAUGGAUAUAUUGUGUUUCCUCUGUGUUUGUAUCUGUAUUGUGUAGUAAGACUGGUAUAUAUUUGGUUUACUUUCUCUCUCUCUUCCAUAUCUCUUGCGAUGCUCGAUCACACACCUAGGGUUCCUAUGGCGACCGCGAAGAGACGCUUAGCACGUGCGACUGCAGAGGAAUACUCAGAACUUACUCUUUUGAUCUUCUCAGGAGGAUCGAUUUCGAAAAAGAUAAAAAAAUUAUUCAGUGCGGUGCAGAUGAUUGUUGCAGUUUUUGAGGUUCUUGUGUUCGCUUUAUGUUGUCUGAUAGCUUCGAUAACUUCAUACUGUUUUGAUAAGCUCCGUUGUGCAGAGCGAGCGGAGCCAGGCGCAUUCUGGGAUUAUGAGUUUUCAUAUAUAAACUUUUAUUCAGUUCCGGUACUGUCGAAAUCGUGGAAAUUUAGAGCCAAUUUGUUUAGAGGAUUGCGUAGAUCUGACGUACCGAGUCCAUGUGGCAGUCUUUAUGGCCCAAUUUCCAGCAGUGGUGGUCGACACUGCCUUCUUCAUGAAGUUUAUAUUGGGCCUUCACCUAUCAUUCCACGGUCUGAAAAGCAUUUUUUUACUCCCGCAACUGCUCAAGACAAUGCCAAUCCAAUUCAAAGUCUACCUCAUGAAACUAUUUCAACUCUGCACAAACAAACUGGUACUAUCAUUCCACCAACGGAUUCUCCUCAAGAGAAUGCUAAUUUGAUUCAAUAUCGAACUUUUUGUUGUAAUGGAGAUGAUGUUCAUAACCAGCAAACUGAUCAACCUAUUGAACCUGUGAAUUCACCUGUGCACAACCAAACAGGUAAUACAUCAGCAUCAUUUGAUAUUGAAGCCGGAAUGGAUAUUGAAGCCAGAGGGACCAGCUCAAAUGAAACAAUUUCUUCUGAUGUUGAUAAUGAAACUGGAACUUCCCAUCCUCAGACAGGGAACCAAAAUCUACCUCCUAAUGAUAAUGAUGGAAACGAUGAAACUCCACCAAAUGGAGUAAACAGAACUUCACCUAAUGAAGACCAUAAUGGUAAAAAAGAAGUUGAGUUUGUCUUCAUGGUUGGAGCUCAAAUAAUUGCCACAGGGAUUGCAGGUUUGGCAUUGAAGAACACAUCUAAUGUGUCUGGUUCAGCCAUAAUCCUUCGGAAUAUUCUUAUAGUUUGCAUGUUUGUUAGCCUUACUUGUUUAUUAUAUGCCUUAGGUCUGUCUGUGUAUAAACCAUGCAGUAGCGUAGUUGCACAGGUGGUAAGGGUAGCUGCAAGUGUGGUAAGGGUACUCGGCUAUGUGAUGAUUGUGAUAACCCUUUUAGCUGCAACUGGACUCAAUUUGCCUAACAAGCUGAUGCUUUGGGUCACUUCAGUGGUUUUCCUUGUGUGUUUACCGGCCAUCAUCUUAUAUGCAAUAAAAAUAGCCAGAGAAGACACGCGGUGAUUGUAAGUUUGUAGUUGAUGGGUUGUGUAAGGCAAAUUUAGAUCUUCCACGUACAUAAGUUUCUUAUUGUUUCCCGAGCUAAUUGCCAUAAGAGCCCCGAAUUUUUCACCUUGAAGGGUGGUCAAUUUAAAGAAAAGUGAAUGACACGUAUUUUAAGUUAUGUUACGUACAAUCAUUACUCGUUAGUACUUUGAGUUAUAUGCACACGUUUGGAAGGGAUAUUAAUUGAAAUAAGUUUUUUUUUUUCUUUGUGUA
Mangifera indica (mango) is the source of this 1798-nucleotide messenger RNA. RefSeq lists its product as uncharacterized. NCBI's taxonomy places the organism in Eukaryota, Viridiplantae, Streptophyta, Magnoliopsida, Sapindales, Anacardiaceae. The record is from RefSeq and is a predicted model, not a curated record. Bases 206 to 1543 code for a protein of 445 amino acids. The transcript has 6 exons.